CACUCACCUAGUCACCUACCUUCACCUGAAACUGCUACUGUUCAAUACCGUUUGAAGCGAAGGGAAGAUGACAGUUGUUCAAUUUCAGUCUCAUUUCCUUCAUUUCUCUUCAUCUUCUUCGAGGUCGACCUUACCCUUCCCAACAACAAUUCACAAAUUCAAUCCUUCUUCUUCUUCUUCUUCUUCUACACCACCACCACCAGUUUCAGGUGUUAGAACUAGAAAUAUCUGUUUCAACAAAAAUGCUGCUAAACCAAACCUCAUUCUCUGCUCUGCCAAAAGGCAGGAGGAGUUAGAGUCUGAUACUGGUGUUGUCAAGGACAACAGUGUGUCGGUUGUGCUCUUGGCUGGAGGGAAGGGCAAGAGGAUGGGAGCUAGCAUGCCAAAGCAGUAUCUUCCCCUUUUGGGUCAACCCAUUGCUUUGUACAGUUUCUUCACUUUCUGUCACAUGCUUCAAGUCAAAGAAGUCAUUGUUGUAUGCGAUCCUUCAUACCAAGACAUUUUUCAAGAUGCCAAAGGAAAUUACCAAGCGGAACUUAAAUUUGCACUGCCCGGGAAAGAAAGACAGGAUUCUGUUUACAAUGGGUUACAGGCUGUUGAUUCAAAUUCUGAGCUUGUUUGCAUUCAUGAUUCUGCAAGACCUUUGGUAUUAUCAGGAGAUGUGAAAAAGGUCCUUAAAGAUGGACUGUUAAACGGAGCUGCUGUUCUUGGUGUCCCUGUGAAGGCCACAAUCAAAGAGGCAAACAGUGAAUCAUUUGUGGUUAGAACACUGGACAGGAAAACACUAUGGGAGAUGCAGACUCCACAGGUUAUCAAGCCUGAGUUGCUGAGGAAAGGCUUUGAGCUUGUAAAUAGAGAAGGUCUUGAAGUUACAGAUGAUGUAUCCAUUGUAGAGCACCUUAAGCAUCCUGUUUAUAUCACUGAAGGGUCUUAUACCAAUAUCAAGGUGACUACGCCUGAUGACUUGUUACUGGCAGAGAAAAUCCUGCAUGAAAACUCUGGAGAAACUUCAUGAAGUUCUGCCAUUUAAUCUUUGAAGGGAGAUUAAUUUUUGUACUGCAAGGUGCAUGCAUCUCAGGGCACAGAAAAUUGUAUACACAUUUUUGAGUUACCUUGUAUAACUUAUUGAGAUUUGUGUAAAAAUACAUGGUUCUUGCCUUUUUUUUGGCCAAAACAGUCCUUGCUUGAAACAAGGGAAAUGUUUCUGCAUGGAAGCAAGAACCCACUUCUAUCACCAAAGCCUGGUUCAAUUGGAUGAUAAUCAUGGGAUUAUGACCAGGUUUGGCAAACACAAUAAAGGAUUAGAUUUUUCUAGUGUUUUAAA
Messenger RNA from Lotus japonicus, 1324 nucleotides. RefSeq names its product 2-C-methyl-D-erythritol 4-phosphate cytidylyltransferase, chloroplastic. Bases 68 to 1015 code for a protein of 315 amino acids. The record is from RefSeq and is a predicted model, not a curated record. Gene Ontology annotation, biological process: isoprenoid biosynthetic process. Gene Ontology annotation, molecular function: 2-C-methyl-D-erythritol 4-phosphate cytidylyltransferase activity. Lineage: Eukaryota; Viridiplantae; Streptophyta; Magnoliopsida; Fabales; Fabaceae. The transcript has 12 exons.